Messenger RNA from Didymosphaeria variabile, 270 nucleotides. RefSeq lists its product as uncharacterized. The transcript is spliced from 2 exons. NCBI's taxonomy places the organism in Eukaryota, Fungi, Ascomycota, Dothideomycetes, Pleosporales, Didymosphaeriaceae. The coding region runs from base 1 to 270 and encodes 89 amino acids. The record is from RefSeq and is a predicted model, not a curated record.
AUGGUAAUCGACCACCCCGACCCCCUACAAGCCGUCCCCUCUCUCCUUCAACAGCCCGCGCACAUCGCCCUUCCGCCGCCCCAGCACGCUUGCACAGUCACCGGGGAACUCUCCCUCGACGGCCCGUCCUACAACACCGAGCAGCUCGCCGUUGAAACCAACACCAGGCAAUACACCCCUGCAGACGCCGUCGCGAAAGUUAGCAACAAGCAAUGCCUCUCAGAACCCGCCCUCAUGGCUGAAUACGCGUGGAACGUCAUUGGAGCCUGA